AUAUCUUUUUGCAGAAAGGUAUUUUUAGUGUUAAGUAGCUAAUUUGAUCUAUUAAUCGGUUCAAAACCAGGUCAACAAACUCUUUUUUAUAAUUAUAAUUCCGGUGCAUUGGUGUAUCCAAAGCAAUGACUAUUAUUACAAUUUAUAUUUACCGACGUUCCUACAUAAUCACAAAUAUGUGAGAAUUCCGACUCUUAACCGUGGCAUGUAAAAUAUCCAUAGAAAACUAUAAAAGCAGGUAUGGAUUUUGUGCCGUCACUUAAAAGUAUAGCAAAGACUCAGCAGGGACUAUGUUUCUGAAAGUGUUUCUUUUUAUUUUCGCUCAAACGGUUUGCCAAAGUCUGGCUUUACUUCGAAAUGACCGCAAUAUAGUAUUGUUUAAACAUAUUUAUCUAAGAAGCCUUACACUCGAAACAAUCGAGCAAAAGAUAGAUCAUUUUAAUGAAAGUGAUCAUCGGACUUUCCGAUCGGGAUAUUACACCAACAUGCAUUUAUUUAAACCAGGUGGUCCUAUUAUCUUGAACAUCGGUGGUGAAGGUGCAAUAUCCCCUCGCGAAGUUGAGUCUACUGCAGCACGAGGAUAUGAAUUACUCGCUGAUACAAAUCCAGCGUAUUAUGUAUUUGAACAUAGGUAUUACGGAGAAAGCAAACCGUUUGAAAAUCCAACAGUAGACGAUCUAAAAUAUCUGUCUUCCAAACUAGCAUUAGCAGACGUAGCACAUAUGAUACGGACAAUCAAAGGCUCGGGGGAAUUCAAUAACUCUAAAGUUAUAGUCGUGGGCGGUUCUUACGCCGGUAAUUUAGCAGCUUGGAUGAAGGUGCUGUACCCAGACUUGGUUGACGCGGCGUAUGCCAGUAGCGGACCAGUGCUGGCGAAGAAAAAUUUUUUCGAGUACUUCGAAGUCGUUACAGAAACAAUCAAAACGUACGGCUCUCAAGACUGCGUUCAUGAAAUAAGUGCUAAGUUCAAUAGGACUCAAGAAUUAUUGCAAAGUCCUGAAGGAAUCAAAGAGAUCAAGGCUGAACAUUCCAUUUGUCCUGAAACAGAUAUGACCGUUCCCGAAAAUCAGCAACUUUUGUUUUUGCUAUUAAUUCAAAAGUUUGCAGUUGACGUACAAUAUGGUGACCCUGAAAUUAUUAAAGACUUGUGCCAAGAGCCAAUAUUGUCUUUACCUCUGUGGUAUGAUGAAGACGAUGAAACAAACUGUCGUGACCUUAAUUACAAUACGCGUAUACACAAAAUAUACGAAGACUACUCAUCCUCAUGGCUUUGGUUGUACCAAACCUGCACAGAAUUUGGGUAUUUUCAAACUACAACGUCAAACAAUCAGAUGUUUGGAAAAAGUACUAUUCCUCUAGAAUUUUAUUUGAAAACCUGUAAAGUAAUAUUUGGGGAUGAGUUUGACGAGCAAAGAAUCGAUCAAGGAGUAAGUAAUACAAACACAAUGUAUGGAGGCUUAACACCAAAUGUGGAAAACACAGUUUUUGUGAACGGCGACAUGGAUCCGUGGCACAAGCUCGGAGUGCUGCACGAGCUGGCGCCCGCAGCCCCGGCCGUGUACAUCAUGGGCUCGUCACAUUGCCAUGACAUUACUGCAGACCCCGACGAUGAUGGAAAUGUAAAAGAAGCGAGAGUUAAAAUUGAAAAUUAUUUGAAAAAAUGGAUUGGAGCCUGAGGAAUCCUAAAACGCUCAUAUUAAAUAAAGUAAUUCUUCUAAAUUUUAUUUUUGCUUUAUUUAGGAGCGA
Trichoplusia ni (cabbage looper) is the source of this 1746-nucleotide messenger RNA. RefSeq names its product putative serine protease K12H4.7. Gene Ontology annotation, biological process: proteolysis. The record is from RefSeq and is a predicted model, not a curated record. Lineage: Eukaryota; Metazoa; Arthropoda; Insecta; Lepidoptera; Noctuidae. Bases 291 to 1676 code for a protein of 461 amino acids. Gene Ontology annotation, molecular function: dipeptidyl-peptidase activity; serine-type exopeptidase activity. The transcript has a single exon.